Molecule: messenger RNA, 963 nt
Organism: Rotaria sp. Silwood1
Lineage: Eukaryota; Metazoa; Rotifera; Eurotatoria; Philodinida; Philodinidae
Source: the annotation of a GenBank genome assembly
AUGUUAAUUAUAAAGUUCAUCGUUAUUUCUACAAUAAUUUAUUAUACGGAAAGUACUGUGUACGAUAUUACAACUUCAUCAUCGAACUGGCAAUCUAUUCUAAGUAAUUUAAAACCUGGUGAUAUAGCCAUCAUGCAUCAAGGUACUUAUACGACAUCGGGUUCUGGAUAUUUUCAACUGACACUGAACGGUCAAUUAACACAACCGAUUAUCAUUCAAGGUGCACCAAACGAAGCGCGCCCAAUUAUAGAGAAUCCAAACUCUAGUCCAGAUGCUCAGAAUAUUCUUAACAUUCAAGGAUCCAAUUUUAUGCUCAAGCAUUUGGCAUUUACCAAAGGCUCCAGAGGCAUACGAAUAGGACCAGCUGCUACGUUCAAUGCAAUAUUCGAUGAUCUGUAUAUUUUUGAUACUGCGACUACAGCAUUCGCAGCGAACGAUCCUGGAAAUGAAUACUAUAAUAUUACAUUGCGAAAUACUGAAAUAAAAACUACGAAUACGUUUGGAGGUUUUCGGCCUGGAUUUCAAGUUAAACCUGGUUCAUACAAUGUAAUGAUUCGUAAUAAUGCUUGUUACAAAGUUGCUGGACCGUGCAUUCUCGUUUAUGAUGAUUAUAAUCGUGGACGAAAUUUUAUUGUGGGCUAUCAAAUUUAUAAUAAUGCUGUGAAUGGUCCUAUUGACGCUUCGGGAAUUCAAUCCACUGGAACUUUCAAUGUCGAACGCAAUGUCUUUUUUGAUCCUAACAAGAUGGAUCUCUAUCCAGCCGUAGGAUCUCCGUUGAUCAAUGCUGGCGUACACAUUGACAGUCAGCUUGUUACUUAUGAUUUCAACGGAAAAAGUCGAUCAAAUUCGAAACCAUCUGUUGGUGCUUAUGAAUAUUCUACUGAAGUGAAUCCUGGUUGUAAAAUAAACAGUAGUUUUAAAUGUGGCUCAUCUACUGCUAUUACAACAAAUUACUCCGUUUAA